Molecule: messenger RNA, 5660 nt
Organism: Coregonus clupeaformis (lake whitefish)
Lineage: Eukaryota; Metazoa; Chordata; Actinopteri; Salmoniformes; Salmonidae
Product: UPF0472 protein C16orf72 homolog
Exons: 4
Coding region: 178-1011 (277 amino acids)
Source: RefSeq, a predicted model, not a curated record
GGCAACGUCAAAAAAAUAGUUGCAGAGUCUUUUCAGACUGGAGUAGUUGGUUUGAGAAACAGCUACCAAGUAAUAACAAAAUUAAUGAAUUUACUAACGGAUAUUUAUUCGCAUCGCGAAGUAAUUUAUUAAUCGGCAUACUAAAGCUGUAAUCUACCUGAGGUUUUAGCGUGGUAAAUGGAGGAGAAGAAGAAAGACGGAGACCCAGAGAUUCAGGAACACGGACCCGAACAUUGGUUCUCAAAAUGGGAGCGGCAGUGUUUGGCCGAAGCCGAGCAAAGGGAGUCAAACGAGGAGGAGGCCGAUAAUGACCAGGAUAAAUUGUGGCAUCUCUUCCAGAAUUCCGCCACUGCUGUGGCUCAGCUCUACAAAGACCGAGUAUGUCACCAACAGGGGGGGCUUUCUUUGUGGGUGCCGUUUCAAAACGCUGCCACAGCCGUAACCAACCUGUACAAAGAGUCUGUGGAGGCUCACCAGCGUAGCUACGACCUGGGUUUACAGAUCAGCCACCAGCGUCGCAACAAGGAUGUGCUGGCCUGGGUGAAGAAAAGGAGGAGAACCAUCCGGCGGGAGGACCUCAUCAGCUUCCUGUGUGGCCGGGCCCCACCCCCCCGGAGCUCCAGAGCCACCCUCACCCCAGGACACAGACUGACCAUGGUUUCCCCUAACCGGCCUCCCCCGGCCCCAGAGACUGACUCCUCUGUGGAGGCUGACCUCCAGCCCUUCAGAGAGGCCAUCGCACUGCAUGGUCUAAGUGGGGCUAUGGCCAGCAUCAGUGUCCGUUCCGGUACCCCAGGCUCUCCUACCCACGUGGGGGGUGCUGCUGGCGGUGGGGGUGGGUCGACCCCGGUGGGGCGUCGGCGUAACGGCCUCAACGAUGUGGACCUGAACACUUUCAUCGCUGACGAAAUGGCCCUGCACCUGGACGCUAACCCCAGGAAACGCAGCUCCGCCCAGUGCAAUGACGUCAUAACAGACUCCCCCACCCAUAAACGCAACCGGAUGAUCUGAUUGGCUUGCGGCCCAGCCCCAGGGAGGGCUAAGAGCCUUUUGUGGGAGGGGGUGUGUUCUUGAGACAGACUGACUGAAGGAUUUAUGGCUGUGGAGUGAACCGGCGUUGAGGACUGAGGAGGCCUUCCAUUUAGUUGAGUGGGUGGUGUUCUCCUGUCCUUGCCUCCUUUCGUAGUUGAGAGCACUGGUCUAAAAUGAAAGCAUGCGUGUUGGAAACCUGUCAUCAAUCCUUCACAACCCCAUUAGGCUGCAUUUACACAGGCAGCCUAAUUCAGAUAUUUUUCCACUAAUUAGUCUUUUGACCAAUCAGAUCAGUUCUUUUGCCAAUAAUUGGGCAAAAGAACAGAAUUAGGCUGCCUGUGUAAAUGCAGCCUUAGUGAUCAGCGCUCGUGACCGAGAGGAUGCGAGGACAGAAAGGCAUCAAGGAGGUUGGGACGCAGCCCCCUUUCAGAGGAGAAAUGCACUGUGCUGAUUUUGAAAUCAAUAAAAAAAGCCACUUGAUCCUCUACACUUGUCGCCCCACCCUCUCUCCUCUCCCAUCCUCACCCAUCCUCCCUUCCUAAUGAAACGAGGGUCAUGGAAAACAUCUGUCUUACUCAGUGAACUAGAGAAUGGUUGAUGCCGGAAGUAGUUCUGUUGGAGAGACUACAACUCAUUUCUUUCUGUUAUUCAUCCUGCUCAGUGGACAUUGAUGCUGUCUGUGAUGAAGAUGAGGAGGAGGAGGACACCCCUCACUGGAGCUUCCCCGUCUGUGUCCCAAAUGGCACCCUACUAUAUUACCACAUAGGGCCCUGUUCAAAAGUGGUGCACUAUAUAGGGGAUAGGGUGUUAUCUGGGAGCAGCCCCGCUGUCUCCUGUGUCUAGUUCCAUGGCUGUGGGUCUGAUGGUUGAUUCCCCCCAAUAGCAGGCUGUUGAUGUUUGAUUAUGUAGGCUACCUUCUGUCUGACAACUGUGCUUCAACGGUCAUUUUAAGUUUGAGUUGCAAGUGCAACCACCCCGCAGGGUUAGCGUCCCAAAUCGCGCACACUUCCCUAUAUAGAGUGCCCUAAUAGGGCACUCUGGUCAAAAGUAGUGCACCAUGUAGGGAAGAGGGUGCGAUUUGGAGCACUAACCCCAGUGUUCAUUUUCAGGUUACAAUGCCUCUGCUACAGUUAGUUCAUUUAUUCACCACCUUGCUUUUUGUGUUGGGCUAUUUAAAAGUUCAGGAACCACUCAGUGAUACCAACUGCUUGGUUAAUAUCUGACUGUUGCCAGACUGACCCCCCCCCCCAGUCAGUGAUGUAGUGUGAAAACAGUCAGUGUUACCUACUGCUUGGAUAAUAUCUGACUGUUGCCAGACUAACCCCCCAGUCAGUGAUGUAGUGUGAAAACAAAUAGGAAGGUGAACUCUGAUCCCAGUGAGUAAAGUAACACUCCCUGUACUUUCAAUGCGUAUUUCUGCAGAAGGUGUGACAGGUAAACGCUCAAGCAACAUAAAGUGUGAACGGCGUUAACCUGCGUUUCUCGUCUUCUAUUCUGUAUCUGCUGCUGUUCUGUGGGGUUGUGUGAUGACCAUAUUACCAGAGUUGCAAUAAGGAUGUUGCACUUAAGCUUCUUUCACAUCUAAACUCAUGCAAGUUGAUCUUCCAUCAGAACCAACUAGGCAGUCGAUCCUCCACCUAAGGUAUUCAAUCAAACACCACCACCUUCACCUCCCCACCCCCUGGAAACUGGGUGGUGUUAAUCCGCCACCAAACGGAAGAGGAACAUACUUUAAUGUUUUGCUACGGUGUGCCGUAAUGAACGUGCCCCAAACCAGAAGAGAAACUUUGUUUUGUUUGUUUUAAGUUGCCAAAUGUUUUGCUAUGCUGUGCCGUACUGAACACCACCCAGAUGAAGAGACGUGGGAGGAGCGAAGGUGGACCUCCCGGAAACAAACUAUCACAGAAUUGUUCUUUCAGUUGCCGAGGGCCUAACAUCCCAAUGUCCACACGACUGUUUAGUAUGCCGUAUGCAUGGCCAAUCCAGUGCAUCGCUCCAUACUAACAGGUGAUAUUGUGACGUAGCCUCAGUCUUCUAAUGGGUGUGCGUUAAUGAGUUGAUGUGAAAAGCUGCAGUUGGCUGACUAUUAAAACUGAAACGGGAUAGUUUACCCAAAUUAUAAAAUGCCAUUGGUUUCUGUACCCUGUAUAGACAAGGAAUACAGCAAUCCAUGCUUUGGUUUAGUUUACCUGUGCUGCGUUUUAGUACAUAACGUAAUAGAAUGUUCAAUUGAACUGAGACAGUGCUGUACCAGUUUCCAGUUGAAAAACAGGGAGUGUUUUGGUUGUGGGUUCAAAAUCCCCUGCUGCCCUUUAAAUACGUGACUCAUUGCUUCAAGCCACACCCCGGCACACCCAACGAACACAGUAAACCUAUCGCAAAGUCUGUUCAAGAACGUAAAAGUACAGUACAAACCGUUCCACAACACCGGAAACGUUCAAGUGAACUGAACUCCCCACUGGCCGUGGUCUCCAAAUGCUAACUUUUGUAGCAUUUUUGUCCAAACCCAAUGCAAGCAAGUCAUUAUCCCUGAUAUUAGCAUUUUUUACAUUUCAUGUCGGACAGAUUUAGUAAUUUGGGUGAACUAUCCUUUUAAUGACACAGAUUGAGGUUGUACCAACGCUCUGAUCUAGGAUCAGCUAACAUUAACCACAGUUUUAACCCUAAUACAGGGCUCUACAGUGCCACCAUUUUACUCGCAUAUGCGCCUAUAUAUUUUGCUGUGCGACCUGGAUUUUUUUUAUUUAGGAGCACCAGUGAGCAUUAAAAAAAAAAUAGAUUCUAGCUUCAUUACCUAAAAUAUUUUUGAUUGUGCUCCUAAAUUUCUUUGUGUUCGCCUACAUUUUUCAACUUAAGCGCAUAUGUGCUCCUUGUAAAAAAAGGUCAGCUUAGAGCCCUGGCUUAACCAAUAGGAGGUCAGAAAGCAGGACCUGUAUUCACAAAGUCAGAGUAGGAGUGCUGAUCUAGGAUCAGUUUGACCUUUCAGAUCAUAAUGGAUACGAUUCUAGAGACUGGGGGGCGUCUGAUCGUAGAUCAACACUCAUGCUCUGAGACACGUUGUGAAUACAGAACCUGAUCAGAGAUCAGUUCUUAGGGCCACUUCAUCCUAUCCUGGUUGCUUAUUCAAACCAAGAGGGAGCACAGUUAGUGUGUAUCCCAAAUGUCACACUAUUCUCUUUGACCAGGGCCCAUGGGGAGGUAGAUAUGGUCGAAGAACUACCUUUUGACCAGAGCAAAUGGGGAGGUAGAUAUGGUCUUAGAGACAUUUUGGACGUAGGUAUGGGGUGGUCGCGCCCCAAUAAUAUCUCCUUUCUCUUGAAGUGCACGCUCGUUCACUCCCUUCCCACAAAUAUAAAAGCAUUGUACUGGUGGAGACAUGGGCUAGUGGGAGAUUCCACCAUAUUUCUUAUACCAGUCAUUUCCUUUCAAAUCAGUGAAGUGAACAAGUGCACACUGGGAGGAAGGAGAGAUAAUUGGGACAUAACCAUGGGCAGAAUCUCAAUUGUUUUUCCUUCAUUCUUCGUAUCCUCCCCUCUCGCCGCCUUCUCGAACCCCAUUUGGAUGAGGAAUCAAGGAAAUGCAAUUGAGAUUGUCCCCAUGUUCUCCUGCCAUGCAGACUAGGAGGUCCUUCUGUAAAGCUCUGUACGUUACAGUUCUCCCUGCGGCGUUCAGCCCGCUGAGUAGACCUCUUGACAUUAGAAUGUAGACCGGUUGACGUCAGAGCCCAGUACACUAACGUCCCACAUAGCACCCUAUCCCCUAAGUAGUGCCGUAUAUAGUGAAUAGGGUGUAAUACUUUGAGGGCUCUGGUCAAAAAGCCUUAUGUAGGGAGCAGCGUGCCAUUUGGGACAGGUCUUAUUCCCGGAGGCAUUUCUUGUAGAGCUGAAAGAAUGUGAUCGGUAAUACAUUUACAGCAUAUUGCUUACACCUAUCCAAUCCAUUCAGCUCAACACAAGUGUUUUAGAGGUGGGGUGUAUUCAGUGAAGGGGAAACGCUCUAAAUGGUUCAGAUAGAAAUAGAAUGAAUAGAGCUGACACGAUUCCCUAUUUCUAUCUGACAGAAUCAAUCCUAUCCGAACGCGCCGUUUUACGUCCUCCUGAACUGCUGUCUGGGCGGGGGGCCGAAGUUCUGUCAAUCUACCAAUGAACGGCAUCCAUCCUUACACCCCGCAUCACGUGACUAGAGAACCCUAUGGCUGCGUCCCAGAUGGAAUCCUAUUCCCUGUGUAGUGCAGUAUGUAGGGUGCCAUCUGGGAUGCAGGUCCCCCAAGUCGGCUGCCUCUUGUGGUCCAUCUCUAUAGAGCCAACACUACUAUCAAAUGUUUCCUGAUACUUGAUGAAUGGCUACUCUAUAUAGUUAACAUGUAGGUGUUGGUAUGAUCCCUGUGGUUCACAUGACUCUAUAUAGUUAACAUGUAGGUGUUGGUAUGAUCCCUGUGGUUCACAUGACUCUAUAUAGUUAACAUGUAGGUGUUGGUAUGAUGCCUGUGGUUCACAUGACUCUAUAUAGUUAACAUGUAGGUGUUGGUAUGAUGCCUGUGGUUCACAUUGGAAAAGGAAUACAAUAAAUCUUUCAAAUGCAAUUGAUGUACUACGUUUCAUAAAAAUAAAUAAACACACAUGCUUUUA